Molecule: messenger RNA, 2667 nt
Organism: Syzygium oleosum
Lineage: Eukaryota; Viridiplantae; Streptophyta; Magnoliopsida; Myrtales; Myrtaceae
Product: receptor-like protein 53
Exons: 1
Coding region: 1-2667 (888 amino acids)
Molecular function (GO): protein binding
Source: RefSeq, a predicted model, not a curated record
AUGGUGCCGAAUAAUUCGACAUCCUUCUUCUGUCAAACGGAUGGCAUUUGGCUCAGCAAACCAACGAUGCUUUCCUGGAAUGCUGACACGGAUUGUUGCUCGUGGGCCGGAGUCACAUGCGAUCAGAUGACAGGUCAUGUGAUUCGCCUUGAACUUGGCUGCCACCCCCCGAACUUUAGCUGCUACUCUUCUGCUGGGUCUUCAAACAGCACUGAACUAUCUACAUUGGGUCCGCUCACUCUUUCUUCGUCUCACAAAGCAGAAAGACCAUCAGGUUCGAAUUCAAACACGCUGCUUCAAAAUUUGACCAAGUUAAGAGUCCUCACUCUCGAUGGGUUAAACAUGUCUGGCAUUGACGUGAGUCACUUAAUGAAUCUCUCUCCAUCUCUGGAAGUCCUCAGCCUCAGUUCCUGUAAAUUGCGUGGCAUGUUAGCAGCAAAAAUUUUCCUUUUGCCAAAGCUGACAUGCCUCGAUUUAUCAGGCAACAAGGAGCUCGCGGGUUACUUACCCGAAUCAACUUGGAAUAACUCUUUGAAGAUUUUGGACUUGUCCUCCACAGGCUCCUCUGGAGUGUUACCAGAGUCCAUGGGCGACCUGCAUUCUCUGGAGAUCCUCUGUCUACACCAGUGUAAUUUCACUGGCUCUAUUCCAUCGUCACUCGGUAACCUAACACGACUCACUAGAUUGGAACUCUCAUUCAAUGAGCUUAGUGGUCAGGUUCCUCCAACUCUGUCAAACCUUGAUCAGCUCACGCUGCUCGAUCUCUCCUCCAAUAAUCUCAUAGGUCCAAUACCUGAUGUCUUCGACAACAAGACACAACUUCAAAAACUGCUUUUCUCGCAUAACCUCUUCGCAGGCAUUAUUCCUCUGAGCAUAAAGAAUCUUUCCCAACUAGCCCAACUUGACAUUUCCAAUAACCUCAUUGGUGGAUCUAUACCAUCAUCACUGUUCUCUCUUUCAUCCUUGAAGAGCCUAGACCUCAGUAACAAUAGGCUCAGUGGUCAAAUCGGCGAGUUCCUCGGUGCACCCUCAUUAGUCCAUGUUGACCUGAGUGGUAAUCAGUUGUGUGGCUCAAUCCCGAGCUCGAUUUUUCAGCUUGGGAACCUCACUGACUUGAGUAUCUCAGCAAAUAACCUGACCGGCGUUUUAGACCUACAAUUGCUCUCAAGACUCAAAAGUCUCACGAAUCUCGAUCUUUCAGACAACAAUUUGUCAAUGAGCAAUAGCAAAUAUGUCGAGCAUGACAUGCCAAACCUCUCAAAGGUCAGACUUUCUGGUUGCAAAAUUACUGAAAUCCCUGCAUUCUUGAGAAAUUCAACCAGCGUGAAAUAUAUAGACCUGUCGCACAACCUCCUCACUAGCUUCGAACAGGUUCCAUGGAAAAUUCUUAUAAUCCUUGACCUGCAUUCAAACUUGAUCCAAGGGCCGCUUACACCUCCAUCACUCCCAAACUCUCUUCUCGUCUUCUCGCUAGCUAGCAAUCAAUUGACUGGUUAUAUCCCUGGUUCUAUUUGUGAAAUGAAGGACCUCCAAAUUCUUGACCUCUCUCGUAACAAUUUCGUUGGAAUGAUCCCUCAAUGUCUAGGGAACAUUAGCAAUGGCCUCUCAGUGUUGGAUCUGCAAGAAAAUGGACUUUCCGGCACAAUCUCACUCACAUUUGGCGAAUAUGCUGUCCUGAAAAGUCUUCACCUCAAUGGAAACAAAUUAGAAGACCGGUUGCCGCGCUCUCUAAUCAAUUGCAAGCAACUUGAAGUGCUGGAUCUCGGCAGAAACAAGUUGAACGACACUUUCCCAAUAUGGUUGGAAACACUUCCUAGCCUGCGGGUCUUGGUCUUGCGAUCGAACAAACUUCACGGCUCCAUAGGCAACCCCGGCACCGAAUUUCCCUUUCUGCAGUUGCGGAUUCUCGACCUUUCCUCCAAUGAGCUCACCGGUCCUUUGCCCAGCGCCUACUUUGUAAACCUGAAAGCGAUGAUGUCGACUGAUCAGGAUGGACCGGGGUUGCGAUACAUGGACCAAGCUUACUACCAGGAUUCCCUGAUUGUGACGAUGAAAGGACAAGACCUGCAUUACGAGAGAAUCCUUGCAAUCCUGAGUACCAUUGAUCUAUCAAGCAACAAGUUCGAGGGAAUGAUUCCUGAUGUAAUAGGAGAGCUAGGAUCACUCAAGGGGCUCAACCUUUCUCAUAAUAAUCUCAAAGGCCAUAUACCAUCAUCUUUGGGGAACCUUUCCGAGCUUGAAUCGUUGGAUCUUUCUUCAAAUGAGCUUAGCAGGACGAUACCAAGCAAAUUGACGGCUCUCACAUUUCUAGUAGUCCUAAAUGUCUCUUCCAAUCAACUAACAGGACCGAUUCCUCGGGGCAACCAAUUCAACACGUUUCCACCCGAAUCAUACGGUGGGAACCCAAGAUUGUGCGGGUUUCCAUUGUCCAAAACUUGUACUAGUUCCUGGGCGCCGGGGGCGCUUCCUGUCCUGCCUAAAGGCGGGGUUCACUCGUUCUUUGCAGAUUUUGUCGAGCCAGAGGCCGUGGAAAUAGGAUUAGUAUGUGGCAUAGUGCUCGGAAUGGUCAUGAGUAACUUGCGAUAUCUUAGAUCUUUUCGGCGAGCAAGAGGGAAGUCAGCUAGGAAACAUAGUUCUCCAAUGGGGCCUCGAAACUGCACGACAUAA